AUGAAGGAAGAGGAGGAGGGAGAAGAGGAGGAGCAGGAGGAGGUGGAAGUGAUUGAGGUGGAAGAUAUGGAGGAGCAAGAGAUGAUGGAAGAGGCAGAGGAGCAGGAGGAGGAGGAAGAGCCAGAGGAGCAGGAAGAAGUAGAAGAGGUGGAGGUCCAGAAGGAGGUUGAAAUGGUAGAGGAACAAGUGGUGGAGGAAGGGGAUGAGGAUGAAGAAGAAGAGAAGGUGGAGGAGGAGGAGAAGUUGGAGGGGCCAGAAGAAGAGAAGGUGGAGGAGGAGGAGAAGUUGGAGGGGCCAGAAGAAGAGAAGGUGGAGGAGGAGGAGAAGUUGGAGGGGCCAGAAGAAGAGAAGGUGGAGGAGGAGGAGAAGUUGGAGGGGCCAGAAGAAGAGAAGUUGGAGGAGGAGGAGAAGUUGGAGGGGCCAGAUUCUAGUGUUCUGCAUGAUGCUCAGUGCAAUAGCAUGUCUUGCACCUUGUGGAGCAACAUAUAUGGAUCGAAUUUCCCACAAGAUGAGAAACCGCUCAUCUUUCCACCUCCAGUAGAGAGUGAAGACCUGGCCCCUGAGCCUUUUGGGGAUCAGGUUACUGAAUUGGUGCACACCCUGAUCUUUAAGCAUGGAGUUAGGGAGCCCAUCACUAAAGAGGAAAUGGUUGAGGUAAUCACCAAGGAGUACGAAGAGCUUCUCCCUACCAUCUUGGAGAAAGCAUCUUCAUGCUUGGAGGUGAUUUUUGGCAUUGAUGUAAAGAAAAUGGACAGCAACACCUAUGUCCUUGUCAACUCACUGGGCCUUACCUUUGAAGAUAAAUUGAAUGAUGACCAGGUGAUGCCUAGAAAUGGACUCCUGAUCAUGCUUCUUGGUGUGAUAUUCUUAGAAGAAAACUGUGCUCCUGAAGAGAAAGUAUGGGCGUUUCUGAAUAUGGUUGGAGUAUAUGCUGGGCAGGAGCACUUUAUCUAUGGGGAGCCUAAAAAGUUCAUCACCAUUGACUUGGUGCAGGAAAACUACGUAGAGUAUCGCCAGGUGCUCUACAGUGAUCCUCCACGCUUUGAAUUCCUGUGGGGGCCUAGAGCCUUGGCUGAAACCACCAAGACGAAGGUUCUAGAAUUUAUGGCCAAAGCGAAAGGCACUGAAAUGUUUUCCUUCUCUGAUUGGUAUGAAGAGAUGAUAGGAGAAGAUAAUUACAAUCUCAAGAAUGACCAUGCAGUUGGUAAUAGUCCUCUUUUUGUCACAGACCAUUUGGAAUCAAUACCACUUGAUUCAUAUGAAGAAGCUGAGUUUGAAUUUCCUCCAUUUGAUUUUGAAGCAGAGAGUUCAUAUUAUCAGUAA
This is a messenger RNA of Perognathus longimembris pacificus (Pacific pocket mouse), 1323 nucleotides long. Its product is annotated as melanoma-associated antigen 9-like. Gene Ontology annotation, biological process: negative regulation of transcription by RNA polymerase II. Gene Ontology annotation, cellular component: nucleus. The record is from RefSeq and is a predicted model, not a curated record. The coding region runs from base 1 to 1323 and encodes 440 amino acids. Lineage: Eukaryota; Metazoa; Chordata; Mammalia; Rodentia; Heteromyidae. The transcript has a single exon.